CCGGACCGCCCGCCAUUCUGACCCCAUCAGUGUGUGUUUCCGGGUCAGGAGCGGAAUCAAUGACAGAUUGGCAACAGUAUGGCGGAGCGGGGAGGCCAAAAUAGUGAUGAUGAAUCCUAUGAAGUUGUAGAUCUGAGGGAGUAUUCACGACAACAUGCGUGGUGGGGCCGUGUUUUCGGACAUAAUUCUGGUCCAGUUGCAGAGAAAUAUUCUGUAGCUACUCAGUUAAUGAUGGGUGGUGUGACUGGCUGGUGUGCAGGCUUUGUAUUUCAGAAGAUUGGCAAGCUAGCGGCUACAGCAAUUGGAGGUGGAUUCCUUUUGAUGCAGGUUGCAAAUCACAGUGGCUACAUUAAAGUAGAUUGGAAAAGAGUUGAGAAAGAUGUAAAUAAAGCCAAACGACAGUUGAGAAGAAAAGCGAAUAAAGCUGCUCCUGAAAUCAACACCUUUAUUGAAGAGUCAGCUGAAUUUGUAAAGAAGAAUAUCGUGCUGACAAGUGGUUUUGUUGGGGGCUUUUUAUUGGGUCUGGCCUCGUAAAGUAUUUCCGACUAUGCAGACACAGUAACAACUAUGAAGACAAAACUACAGUUUGGUCCUGAAAAUAUACUGCACCAAACCAACAAUGCUAGCAUGUCAGUAUUGCAGCUUCCCAAGGAACACUGGAGAGUUCAAGCCACACAAUGAAAUAUUAAAAGGACAAAAAUAAUCAUCCUGCACUUUUGAUUUUAGUUAGUUGAAUUGAUGUGGUAUAAUUUGUAUAGUAAGAAAAGCUUUAAAUUCAUUUUUGUGGGUUUUUUUGUAUAUUUUUUUCUUGUUAUCAGUUCAUGCUGUAAACAUCUCAAGCCAAAUAUACUGUAUUUUCUGUUGUUUAGACUUUUUACACAGUAUUUAAAACUUUAAAAAAGAAAUCUAAUUUGUAUAUAAAGAGCUUAUUAUGUCUAUCUGUAAUUUAGUCUGAGGCUCUGUCAUAUCUUUACAAAAUGCAACAGUCAAUUUUCUUAUUAAUUAAACACUGCUUUUGAUUUUGA
Messenger RNA from Hypanus sabinus (Atlantic stingray), 1025 nucleotides. It is a transcript of the gene fundc1, whose product is annotated as FUN14 domain containing 1. Lineage: Eukaryota; Metazoa; Chordata; Chondrichthyes; Myliobatiformes; Dasyatidae. The transcript is spliced from 5 exons. Gene Ontology annotation, biological process: autophagy of mitochondrion. The coding region runs from base 79 to 534 and encodes 151 amino acids. The record is from RefSeq and is a predicted model, not a curated record. Gene Ontology annotation, cellular component: mitochondrial outer membrane.